This is a messenger RNA of Fulvia fulva, 558 nucleotides long. RefSeq lists its product as uncharacterized. Lineage: Eukaryota; Fungi; Ascomycota; Dothideomycetes; Mycosphaerellales; Mycosphaerellaceae. The record is from RefSeq and is a predicted model, not a curated record. The transcript has 2 exons. Bases 1 to 558 code for a protein of 185 amino acids.
AUGUCGCGUGUUAUCGCAGGCUACACGUUGAAGUUUGCAGCAGACGCAUCGUCCCAAGCCCACAAAUAUAGUGCCAACGCGACAGGUGGCUCUUUCUUGGCCCCGAACAACCAAUACACUCCUACCACUCGGUGCUUCCUCCUGGAACUCCCUGCAGAACUCCGCAAUCGCAUCUACGAGUUCGUUCUUACCGUCGAGCCCGCUGCCGACGGCCGCGUCUACCUGAAAAAGCGACCGACAUCAAAGACUGACAGCACGGGCUCCAUGGUCGCACGGCACUGGCACGAUCCACUCGAGGGACGCACCCGCUUCUCAGGCAAAUGGGUCGAGGAAACGAUCAACUUCGCUCCGAGCAACCUGAGUAUCCUGCAGACCUGCUCACAGAUCAACGACGAGUCAUGCGCACUGUUCUACAGCGUCAACAACAUCGCUGUCCCAAUUAGAGGCCUGGUACAAGGGUCGUACGAUCGCACGAUCCUUCCGCCCUCCAAGCAAUUCUUCCGCCACACUAGCGACGUCCGCCUUACUGGCAUUACGAGAUUGACUAUCCUCCUCUAG